AUGUUGGAGCGAUUCCUCGAACAACAAGCUGCGGUGAUGGCGACACUUCUCGACAAAAAAGUAAGAAAAGGCUCGUGUGACGUGCACACACUCAGUGAAAGUGAUCUCUUGGCUGCCGAACAAAUGGUGAGUCUGCUAGCCCCGCUAAAGGCUGCUACCACUCUGAUGUGCGAGGAGAAGCAACCCACUGUGUUUAUCAUCACACCUCUCCGAAUUAAGUUGCUGGCGCAUUUUGAAUAUGCACCGGAUGACUCCCCCCUAAUCAAAGACAUGAAACGGCUUAUGUCUGAUGAUCUUAGAGAGCGAUAUGUGGACGAAGAACCAUUCUUGCUUCGAGCAGCUGCUUUAGACCCCCGAUUUAAAAAGCUUCCUUUCCUGGGUGAUGAGAGAAGAAACCAAACAUUUGAAUAUCGUGCUGAAGAAGCGGCACGGCUGAAUGAACAGAGGAAUGAGUCAGAGGCCCAGCCUGAGGAAACACCUCCUCACUCUUCUCCCCACCAGAUUUCUAUGGAGCUAAAUGAGGUGUGUGAUGCAGAAACCACUAAAGAUCUGAAGCCAAAGCCUGAACUCACAUCAGAUCCUGGAGGAGCUGCACUGACAGGAAACACAGUGACUUUGACCUGUCGCAUGAAUCUGUCUCCUGGAUGGGACUUUUACUGGUACAAACACACACUGAACUCUGAGACAAAGACAGAAACAAACUCCUACAGAGUGAAGAUUGAUUCAGUGUCUGAUGGAGGUCAGUACUGGUGUAGAGCUGGAAGAGGGAAACCAGUCUACUACACACAAUACAGUGAUGCACUGUGGGUAAAUGUUACAGGUGAGAGAGAACAUACUGUGGUGACGGUACGACCGGAUGAACAAGUGUUCAGAGGAGAAACAGUCUCUCUCAGAUGUGAUAUAAAGUGGGGAGGAGACACUGAGUGGACGUACAGAUGGGAAACAGAGGGAACAAACUACCAAUAUAACUCAAUCUCAACACAAGAGCUGAACAUCAGCAGUAUUAAAGACUUUCACCGUGGUAAAUACACCUGUACAGGACAGAUGGGAACACAAAGCUCUCAGCGCAGUGAUGCUGUUACACUGAAUGUAUCAGCUGAAGCUCAGGCAGCAGUGCGAGUGUCUCCACAGCCGUGGCUGACUGAAGGAGACUCAGUGACUCUGAUCUGUGAGGUUACAGUCUCCUCUACAGGCUGGACGUUCAGCUGGUUCAGAGAUGAUGAUCAUCUGUCCGACAGCAGCAGAGGAGCUGGAGGCUCUUACACUCUCAGUCCUGCUGCUCUACAGCACACAGGAGUUUAUACUCUCUGGGAGACAAAACCAUCUGAAACCAAUGCAAACCUCAAAAACCUGCUCUCACUUCACUCCAAUUCUCAAUCUAAACCAGAUCAGAAACAUUAUCAAAUACAAACUCCUUCAGUGUCUCUGGUGGUCCGUCCCCGCAGAAGUCAACACUUCUCAUCUCACUCUCUCUCUCUGAGCUGUGAGGAUCAGACGAACUCUUCUGGAUGGACAGUGAGAAGAUACACAGACAGAAACACAGAAGAUUGUUCAAAACUAACAGGAUCUACAUGUCGACUCGUCUCUCUCAGCACAUCUGACUCUGGAGUUUACUGGUGUCAGUCUGAAUCUGGAGAGAAAUGCCAUCCUCUAAACAUCACUGUACACGAUGGUGAUGUGAUUCUGGAGAGUUCUGUUGAUCCUGUGAUUGAGGGACAUACUCUGACUCUACACUGUUUACAUCGAUCUACAAACUCCUCGAUCCUCAGAGCUGAUUUCUAUAAAGACGGAUCACUCGUCCAGAAUCAGACGACAGGAGAGAUGAUCAUCACGACUGUCUCAGAGUCAGAUGAGGGUUUCUACUACUGUAAAACAGAGAGAGGACAGUCACUGCACAGCUGGAUCUCAGUCAGAGGGUCAUCUUCAGAUCAGAUUUCAUUCUUCAUCAUCCUCAGUUUUCUUCUGACAGCUUGUCCGUAUCUGCUGGUGACAGUCGUGCUGCUUUACAAAUGCUACAGAGCGAGAGUUAAAUCUAGUGAAGCCCAAAGGCAGUCGGCUGUAACAGAGGAAUAA
This is a messenger RNA of Carassius carassius (crucian carp), 2073 nucleotides long. RefSeq names its product basement membrane-specific heparan sulfate proteoglycan core protein-like. Lineage: Eukaryota; Metazoa; Chordata; Actinopteri; Cypriniformes; Cyprinidae. The record is from RefSeq and is a predicted model, not a curated record. Bases 1 to 2073 code for a protein of 690 amino acids. Gene Ontology annotation, biological process: cell surface receptor signaling pathway. The transcript has 9 exons. Gene Ontology annotation, molecular function: transmembrane signaling receptor activity.